AUGGCCGACAAGAUCCCUCCGGCCACGGCCACCACGGCUGCAGAAGAGCUCGGGACUGACGACCGAGGCCUCCAUUAUGCUCGUCGCGGCGAUGCGGUCGACCAGACGUCUUCGGUCGACAGCGACAUCCUGGGCUACGACGCGGACCGUAUGAAGGCGCGGGCCUUGCUGACCGUGGCGGAGGAGAAGAGGCUGAUGCGGCGUAUCGACUGGCAUCUGAUGCCGCUGUGUUCGCUCAUGUUCCUGUUCAAGAACAUUGACGCCAACAAUGCCUCCAACGCUCGCAUCAUGAACAAAGGGACCGACCAGAACAUCCUGACCCAACUCGGCAUGAGUUCGAAUGCGUAUAACUUCAUCGUCACCAUCUAUUAUAUUCCUUACAUUGUCGCCGAAGCCCCCUCGAACCUCUUCAUCAAGCGGGUGCUUCCAUCCAGAUGGCAGUCCCGAAUCAUGGUUACCUGGGGCAUCUGCUUGGCAUGCCAUGCUGCCGUGACAAACAAGCACGGCCUGUACGCCGCGCGGUUCUUCUUGGGCUUGUGCGAAGCGGGUAUGUUUCCAGGCGUUAUAUUACAGAUGUGUUACUGGUACCGGCCGGACGAGAUGUCGAUUCGACUGCUCUACUUUUACGCACUGGGAAACUUCUCCAACAUCAUCAGCGGUGUGCUCGCUUAUGCCUUUGACACCAUCUCUGGCCGCGGUGGUCUCUCCGGUUGGCAAUGGAUCUUCUUAGUAGAGGGCAUCGUCACCAUCGUUUUCGGAGCGGCUUUGUGGUUCAUCCUUCCAGAUUUCCCGAACCAAGCGAAAUGGCUCACGGACAAGGAAAAGGCCUUCAUCCAAGCUCGGCUGCCUGCCAAUGCGCCUCGUGCCGAAGAGCUGAAUUUCAACAUCCGCGAAGUGUUGUCGGCUCUCAAAGACAAGCGAAUGUGGCUGUUUACUAUGGUCUGGGCUACCAUGACCGUCGGCACCACAGGGUUGAGUUUCUACCAGCCGACGGUGAUUGCGAACCUGGGAUUCACAUCCAUCGCAAGAAGCCAGCUACUCAACAUCCCCACCGCAGUGCUCACCAUAAUCAUCAUCGCCAUCUCGGGCUUCUUCGCCGACAGCGCCUGGCUCCCACGGCCGGUACUCCCGCUCAGCAUCUUGGUGGUCAUCAUGGCCUGCUACAGCGUGCUCUACACCUUCCCCAACACGGGCGGCGUGUACACGGCCACGGUGCUCGCCAACGCCGUCUCGUCGUCGUGGUAUCCGCUGAUGUGGCCGUGGCGGGUGCAGACCACCUCGCGCGCCACGGGCUCCGCCUUCGCCAUCGGCUUCGUCAACAGCUACGGCCAGAUCGGCGGAGCGGUCGGCGCCCAGAUCUUCCAGUCCAAGUAUGCGCCGCAUUAUACCGUGUCGUUCGCCAUCGCCAUGGCCAUGGUCGGCGCCUGUAUUUUGGUGACUUGCCUCACCUGGUGGGUCACGCGCGACACCGAGCGGCGCACCAGAGAGAUCAAAAAGGCCAGGAUGGCGGCUGCCAAGCGUGGCGAAUCGGUUCUGGAUGAUGUCGAUCCAGAUGUGGAUUUGUGGAAGACCAGAGCCGUCGACGACAAGGAAAAGGGAAAUGGAAAAAGUGCCGGUGCUGGUACUGUCCAUGUGUCGGAGGCCGCUUGA
Molecule: messenger RNA, 1650 nt
Organism: Capronia epimyces CBS 606.96
Lineage: Eukaryota; Fungi; Ascomycota; Eurotiomycetes; Chaetothyriales; Herpotrichiellaceae
Exons: 9
Coding region: 1-1650 (549 amino acids)
Biological process (GO): transmembrane transport
Cellular component (GO): membrane
Molecular function (GO): transmembrane transporter activity
Source: RefSeq, a predicted model, not a curated record